AGUAACGGUAUAGAUUUAACAACAGCUAGGUUUAUUUAGCUAACAGGAUAAAAACCGAGAGCGAGACGGAGACGCCGUACAAGUCCGCCGUGUGUGAGACGGUAGCGGUUACACGCCGUCUUUGGGGCGGGGAUAUUUAGCUCAGCUAGUAGUUGGUGUGUGUUUUUUUUUCGUGAAGGUAGUCUACUUUGUGUCUAAAUCCCAAAUGGCUCCUUAGAGGACGUGUAGCGAACUACGACGGGGCGUUGACGUCGCUACCUCACUCCGCACGCAGGGCACCUAUAUAGGGGAUGAGGCAGCGUUUGAGACGGAGGCUGGGACAUUUUGUAUUGGGUCGCCAUUUUGUUGUUUGUGUACAAGCGGUUUCACACGAAUAAAGCGGGAAUAAAACUUGUACGUCGAUGUUUAACGUCGAUUAGUUUACAUUUAGUCUUUUUUUUAAAGCGACUCAUUAUUGAAUUUAGCUUUAAUUUCAGGCUUUUUUCGUGUCAAGUACGACAUUUGAUUUCACUCGAUUGCGUCAUGCAACACAAAAGACAUCUAGCUAAUGAUUUAGCAUUCUGACGAAGGAGCGGCACUUAAGGCGUUUCUUGCAUGUGUACCAACCCAAUUAGAAUAAAUAAAGUAGUUUGUUUUUAGCGUUUAUGUGACGGAAACGGUUGCAUCAAUUUCGACCUGUUUCUCUAGAUAGCCUUCAGGUUGUGCACGAACUUAGCACGGUGCUACACAUGUGGGCCUGGUUGGCGCGGUGCUACAUGGGGGCAUAGGUGACAAUAAUGACUGCUUGGGUUAAGUAACAAUAUCUACAUCGGCUGUAGAAUUACUUGUAUUGGGAAUAAGGAGCAGUUUGGUCUACAGUAUUAAAAGUGGAAAUGAAUUCUACAGCAUUAGUGAUAUGAUUCUGUGACUGUCUUAAUUAGCAUUAACUUAAUUAGCAUGUUCUCAUCUCCACAGCAUCCGACAUUUAACUGUUAAUUCCGCAACGAAUGUAACACGUGUGUUUUUUUUGUUUUUAGCAAAUAAAAUAUAAUUUAGUUACUUCUCCCCCCCCCCGAGUUUUAAGGACUUCUCAGUCUUAAAAUAAUUCAUUUUUAUCAUCAAAAGUGUAAAAAAAUUUUAUCUGAUGUUCAGACGAAAUUAAAGGACCAGGUGUUAAAAUAAUCGAGAUAUGGUUAUUUGUGUAAAAGUCAAGGUUCUUACUGAAUAAAAAUAGAAAUAUAACUUUUUCCUAACAGUUUGUGUUCUCUUAUUUGUGCGACCAAAGGAGCUCGAAUUGUAAUAUGGGAAUUAAAUGCUUGGCAUCUGUAUUAUGUAUUUCUGUGUUGUGGUGGUUUUAGUUGGAUUAGUAAGAUCUAUAUAGUCCAAUGCUGCAUGUUCUAUAGUUCAUAGAGUUCUGUUAAAGAUUUUAGAAAGCGGACUGGCCAAAAUGUUUAUCCUUCCUUAGAAUAUUUCAUUUAAAUUAAGUUAUGUCAGUUAAAUAUACAUUUUGUUUUACUGAAUUCUUCUUUAUAAGCUGAGAUUUGUAGUGUAGUAAUAUAAAAUAAUGCAUCAUUUAAAUUAACUUGGUGUUUUAAUUCGAGUCAGUGAGUAGGUGUAGAUUAAUAGCUAAUGGAUAAAUCUGCUCGAGGUAGUGUUUUGUAGAGUUCUAAAUCUAAUCUAAAAUCGAACUGAAAUUUAACAAUGUGUUCGUGUGGCCAGCUGGGGGCAGUGUGUACAUUACAGUUCGUACUACAGAAUCAGAAUCAGGUUUAGUGGCAGUUUUGGUUCCAGCUGUUUGUGUGUUUCAAAAGUACAGACAAGAAUAACACUACUAUACAUUUAGCUUCGACUGUACAAGACAAUUGGUACAGGUGGCAGAUGUGUAAUGAAUGCUGAGCUGGCCACAGCUUCAGAGCAUCCCUCUCCACACGCCUGUCUUUGGAGCAGAACUGACCAUGUCCGAGCCGGUGCUCAGCAUGAACAGGAACCCACCUCCCCCUGAGUACAAGAACCAUAAAAAACCUGGGCGCCACACCAACCAGCUCCAGUACCUGGAGAAAGUGGUGGUCAAAGCCCUGUGGAGGCAUCAGUUCUCCUGGCCCUUCAGGCACCCUGUGGAUGCUGUUCAGCUAAACCUGCCUGAUUACUAUAAAAUAAUCAAAAACCCAAUGGACUUGAGCACGAUCAAAAAACGUCUUGAAAAUAAUUAUUAUUGGAAGGCGUUGGAAUGUGUUGAAGACUUCAACAAAAUGUUUACAAAUUGCUACGUAUACAAUCGGUUAAAUCUCAUUUUCUUUCAGCCAGGAGAUGAUAUAGUUUUGAUGGCCCAAGCUCUUGAGAAGUUGUUUCUUGAGAAAGUAGCUGAAAUGCCACAGGAUGAGUGUGAAAUCACAGCAGUUACCAAUAAGGCACCUUUGAAAGGAAGGAGGAUGUCUGCUACAGGACUUGGGAAAAUGCGACCUCAGUCUCCUGUGUCUGAGGUUGUGUUCCAACAGACGGUGACGGUCAUUCCUCCCGAGGCAUUGCACACCAUCUCAUCUGCACCCCUGUCUGCUCAGCUUGAAGCUAAAUUAAAAAAGGGUGUGAAAAGAAAAGCAGACACCACAACCCCCAUGGCCCCCAUCCUUACCAGCAGUGAGUCGUCUCCCUGCAUCUCAGAACCAAAGGUUCUGAAGUUGUAUUCACGGAGGGGCAGUGGGCGACCCAUUAAACCACCACGUAAAGACCUACCUGAGUCCCCACAACAGCACCAGGUGGGGCGCAGGGCCAAGCUCUCUGAAAGGCUUAAAUACUGUAGUGGCAUCUUGAAGGAGAUGUUCGCCAAGAGGCACUCUGCCUAUGCCUGGCCCUUCUACGAGCCUGUGGAUGCUGAGGCACUCGGACUGCAUGACUAUCAUGAGAUCAUCCAUCAACCCAUGGAUUUGGGCACCAUUAAAAAAAAGAUGGACAGUCGUGAAUACACGGAUGCCUUGCAGUUUGCUGCAGAUGUUCGUCUCAUGUUCUCAAACUGUUACAAAUACAACCCACCGAAUCACGAGGUUGUAGCUAUGGCCAGAAAACUCCAGGAAGUGUUUGAGUCACGCUUUUCUAAGAUUCCAGAUGAGCAAAAACCUUUAACUGCUGGCCAACACCUUAUGUCCAAAAGGGGAAAAAAUGAGCAAGCAGAAAGUCCUUCCAGCUCAGAGAGCAGUGACUCGGAGUCUUUGUCAGAAAGCUCAUCUGACUCUGAGGAAGAGGAAGAUGAAGAGAAAAGAGCACAAAGACUCUCUCUUCUGGAGGAACAGCUAAAGGCAGUGCGGGAGCAGCUGCAAUUACUGACUCAAACACCUUUUGUGAAGCAAAAGAAGAAAGAAAAGUCAAAGAAGGAUAAAAGGAAAAAAGAAAAGCGAAAGGGUGGUGAAGUGCAGAAAACAGCUCCUCCAGGGAAGGUGCACAAGAGGUCGAGUAGCAGCAAGUCAACAGGGAGGAAUAUGGAGAGCAAAGGGUAUGAGUCUAAAGAAGAAGAGCCUGCACUGGCCAUGUCCUAUGAGGAGAAACGACGUUUGAGUCUGGACAUCAACAAGCUGCCUGGAGACAAACUUGGCAAAGUGGUGAAUAUCAUCAAGGCCAGAGAGCCUAUGCUUAGAGACACAGAUCCCGAAGAGAUUGAGAUUGACUUUGAGACACUCAAACCAACUACGCUUCGAGCUCUUGAGAUGUUUGUAAUGACCUGCCUCAAGAAAAAAUCUAAGGGGCCUGGCCAGAAAAAUCCCCAACAACCGAAAGGUGAAAAGACAAAGGAGACCGGGAAACAGAAUGUCAAUGAAGAGCUGAACUCAACCAAGAGGACCAAGGCAAAAAGUGAAUUGAUUGCCACAGAGCCCAAGGAUUUAGUGCUCUCUACCCGCCUUAGUGAGAGCAGCAGUUCCUCCUCCAGUUCUGACAGCAGUAGUUCUGACUCUAGUUCUUCUGAUAGCAGUGACUCUGACUCAGAGAAGAAACUUAAGAAGAGAAACAAAGCCCAUGGUCAUGGUACCAAAAUUAAACACAAGGCGUUGAAGGAGAGCAUUGCCCUUGAGGUGAAGAAGUCCUCCAAAGGCCCGUCGGUCCAGGCCACCAAGCCACCUGCUGAGGAGGCCAAAGCGCCACCAGCCCUGCACAGCCAGCUGCCUUCUCAGCCUUCCAGACCCAGUGCCAAAGCCACUCCUCUAGUUCGAAAGACCUGGAUGACCCCCCAGAUUCUGCCCUCUGAGCAGAGCCCAUCACCUCCCACUGCCCUUUCUUCAACAGACAUCUCCUGCUCCUCUCCCUCCUUACCAAAUAACCUCAUAACCGUGCUACCCAAACAGUCUCCCCCCACAUCCUGUACACAUCCACCUGUGUUAUCCAGUGAGCCUAAGAGUCCACCAGGUUCCUGCACUUUCCACAGUUCCCCAGCAUCUGCUCCCACUGACCCUACAUGCCCCAUCCAAACUGCUGUCACUGUAAAUCCUCUGCUUAAGGCUCAGCAAAAAGGGUUCCCUGCUCUCCUUUCUCCGCUAUCCUCUCCUCCUGGACUGCCGUCCUCAAACUCUGUUUCAUCUGUGGCAAGACACCAGCCCACCACCAGGCAUGAGCAGUGUCCCAGUUUGACCAACCCACUGGCACAUAUGAGGGUAGAUAGGGGGGACCCAGAUGUAUUGGGAGAGUCCUUUGUUCAGCUACAGACGAUGCCUGGGGCUAAAUUUACAGAAGAUGGUGAAUUACACAAAUCAGGCCAAGACCUCAAGCCCAACAUUGCUAAAACGGAAAUUGUUCUGAAGCAUGCAGACUCCUGGACAAUCCUGGGCAAGAUGACCGCUUCGGCACCUGCUACCACUCGGUCAUCCAAGGAGAGUUUUCAACAAUUCCGCAAAGCUGCAAUGGAGAAGGAGGAACGAGAAAGGGCACGUAAGCUCCAACUAGAGGCUGGCAGAGAAAGGAGCAGCUCGGACAAGAGCAGCCUGACGCAGCAACUUUCUAAAGCCAAACCAGAGAUUCAGGCCUCCAGGACAGAGUCUGAGUCUGCAGAGCUUCCCAUUAUGGCAGCAAUCUUGGACCAACCUAAAAUACCAGAACCUUCUACUCCUACUCAGUGCUCCAUGGACCGUGACCGAGAGAUGGCUCGAAAGAGAGAGCAAGAGAGACGCAGACGGGAAGCUUUGGCUGGAACCAUUGACAUGACGAUGCAGCAUGAAAUCAUGGCCACCUUCGAGAAGAACCUCGACUGAAAUGACCGCUAAACAAAUACAAAAUGUAAAAAACAAAAAAAAAAACAUACAUGCUACCUUUCUGUGAAAAGAGUAGCUGAUCUCCUCCGCUUCCUGUCAAGUGCCACGAGUCCUGGUGACUGAAACGGGUUCUAGCAUCUCACUAAUGGUUUUCUCUGUUUACUUUAGCGCAUUUAUACUGUAGUGGCUAUAGUAAAAUCUAAAAAGCUGUUGAGAAAUUGUAUAGUGUACAAUGUAAAUGGAGCAUGCCAUGCAAUGGGCUGCUUGUGUAUUGAAUAGAUAAUAACUAUUAAUAAUAUUGAUAUUUGGAUGUUUGCUUAAUUUCCAAUAUUAAUGUACACACAUUGUCACUUGUUCCUUUUGUGAAGGGCAGUAAAUGAACUAAAAUUGUGAUUGCACAUCAAAUACUGACAAUGUUUUGCAUUCUGUUUUUCCCAUUUGUUUGUUUUUGUUGUUUUUUUUUACCGUAAAUGGUGUCCAUUGUUGCGUUCAUAUUCGAAGACAUCAUAAAACAGGUCUUCUUGCACUGAUUUUUGAUGAAACUGUGAGUGCAUCUAUAAUGCAUCAGAUUAGAAAUACACAGUAUGUGCUUUCAUAUGUAUAUUCGUGAACUUCAAAUAAGUUUUCAAAACAUGUAACAGUUUUGCUGCAACGUGUUGUUCAGUCUCCAACUACUCAGUUUUUUUUGUUGGUCACUGUUCUCUACAGCCCUCAGUAUUUUACAGUAGUAAGCUGCAUCUGUCCUACAAACCUUUCAAGUUAACGUGAUAUUCGUGCCAGCAUCUACCGAGUUCCUGAGUGUGGCAUGAAUGCAGAAGGGAUGUAAAUUGUGAUUUGUAAUUGCAGUAUGAACAUUGUAAAAACCACUUUGUGGUAAUAGUUGCAAAAUUUAAAUCUGUUGUGUUUUUACAAGUCUGUUUAUUGGAUUUGCAAUUCAUAGGUUUGCUCUAAUUGUUGCAUUUACUCAGUCAUCUUGGACAGUAAAGUAACUUCAUGUUCAUUUUAAAUAAUCAGUAUUUGGUCUAUGGUAGAAGUAAUAUGCAUAUGAGUGUGACCGUUGCAUAUGCUUAUCAGUAAUAUAAUUGUACAUCAUUCUGUCAAACAAUAUAUUUUUGAUUACUGAGAAUUGUUAAAGUAAAUAAUAAUGCCAAUGUGCCAUUCCAUUUAACUGUUGCUUUAACUGUUCAGGCAUUUAAAAUAUCACUGUUGAUUCAGUACCAGUCAGGGGUAGUAUGCCUAAGGUUAGAGUUUUGUGUUCAUUGAUAAUACAUGGUAUUGAUGUUUUGUCCAGAGUUGAAAAUGCAAUGUUUUGUUUCUUUGCUCCUGACUGCUUGUGGCCAUGCAUCCUCAAUUGACUUCCUUCUGUCCAUCACUCAAGCACUUUAUUCAGCAUCCUGGCAGAACCGAAGUAAAUGAUAUGGGGUUGUUUCACAGUGACCAUAUUCCAGUAUAUUAAAAAAAAAAAAAAAAUUCAAAUUAAAAAACUAUUUUCAUUUAAA
Tachysurus fulvidraco (yellow catfish) is the source of this 6706-nucleotide messenger RNA. RefSeq names its product bromodomain, testis-specific (gene brdt). Gene Ontology annotation, cellular component: nucleus; chromatin. Bases 1869 to 5207 code for a protein of 1112 amino acids. Gene Ontology annotation, biological process: positive regulation of transcription elongation by RNA polymerase II; chromatin remodeling. Lineage: Eukaryota; Metazoa; Chordata; Actinopteri; Siluriformes; Bagridae. The record is from RefSeq and is a predicted model, not a curated record. The transcript is spliced from 21 exons.